UUAUAUUUAGACAACCUCACAUCCGGUGGAGUUUCGACCAAUGAGAAAGCGUCGUGUCGUUUGAACCGGGGGAGCGGGACUCUAUCCUGAGCUGUUGUUGAAAACGGAAUAAAGACUUAUAUUUCAUCCCGUAACUAAAUGAAUUAAUUUUAGCUUUAAAUCAAAAAAUAAAAAGGUAUGAUAACGGAUAGAGACGGUUACCACGGUAAUGUUUGAGUUUGUCGGUUCCCGAUCUUCUUGUUGGUGAAACGGACCCUGCAAAAAAAAGAGUAAAGAUGAACCGAGCAGGCCGACCGUUGUUCAUGAAGACCUACGGCAAACAGAACCGGAAGUUGGAGGCCUGGAUCUCCCCUGACAACCGAAAACAGGUUUUCGCCAGCACCUCUUCCUCUGACCUGUCCAUCGUUGAGCCCUCCAGCCCCAAACCCCCGGCCAAGAGAGGGAGAAAGAGAAGCACAGCAGAUGGUAGGAGAGAGCUGCGGGGCGAAGACCAAAGCCCUGUCCUGUCUGAGAGAGCAGGACAGUGAUGAAGAGAACAUCUUCAUCGUCCCUCCUCCUCCUCCUCCCCAGCAGCAGAGCAACAACACAGCCAGGAAGCCAUUCUUGAGGCGUGCUGGUCGGAAGGCCCAGCGUAUUGUGAGCUCCAGUGAGAGUGAUGUAGAGACAACGACCACCAGACAACCCAACCCGAAACGCUGCAAACACACCACAGCUAGAGACAGGACACACACACAUCCGUCUCCAGUUUUGGCUCCAGGGAAGUUUGUGACUCAUCGUAGGGGAGCAACAACCGCCAAACACAAAGCCCCCAAGAGGAAACUCAGUGUCCUGCUGGCCCAGCUCAGCCUCAACUCCUCUGAUGACUUCGUCCAGGGUGGAAGAGAAGAAGGGGGAGUGGUCCAGCGUUUCUUCCCUCGCCAUGCCAAACAGGGGCGCCGCCGGGCCCUGGCCAACGCUGACAGCUCAUUGGCCGACCUGGGUAACAGCGGAGUAUCCAACAGUAAAGGGUUCCUGCGAGAUAUCUCUCUGAACGAGUCGCCCGAGCGACCCUACCACAGGAAACCUCUCUUCUCCUCCACCCCCAGCUCACGUUCCCUCCCUCCUCCUCCCUCCUUCCUCCGUCCACUCGUCUCCGCCAGUGACAUCAUCUCUCUGAGCACCACCCAGGAGGAGCUCGAUGUUCCAGAGGACCCCCUCUCUGUCACAGAGCUGCGCCAGCUGUCGUCCCUGGGCCAGGCAGUGGGACAACCCGAGGUAGGAAACCGUGAUGCGCCGACUCCCCGUGGAUCAACCAGUCUGAGGAGUAACGUGAGCCGGAAUGGAGGCUCGGCGAUCCAAGAUGGCGUCGGUGAGCAGCUGAGCCCGGAGCUGUUCUCUGCGGUUGCCUGUGAGCAGACUGACCCACACAGGGCCGGGGAGGAAACUGAGGACGGCAGCCAUUUUGUGUCAGCGACGGUGGGACAGGAUUGGCUGGCCGAGGUCGUGAAGCAGAGGUGUCUGACACGGUGCUGUGCUGUACGGCUCCAGAGAGUGGACAAACUGCACACCACAUGUUCACCCUGCGUCGACCAGACGCGGUCACACGACAACGGGCGGUCUGUCGACCACGUGCGCUCGGCGACGAGGGGUCAGUCCAUCGACCGCUCGGCGACGAGGGGUCAGUCCAUCGACCACUCGGCGACGAGGGGUCAGUCCAUCGACCACUCGGCGACGAGGGGUCAGUCCAUCGACCACUCGGCGAUCAGGGAUCCCUCUAUAGACCACACAGGGUCAGUGACUGAAGGGCAGUCUAUAGACCGUGCGGUCAACGACAGCCGUAUCGUGUCUGUCAGCCGGACCAGUGAGGAACCUGUCAGGGUGAAGCAGAGACUGACCACACACUGUGAGGUACAGCUGGGGAGGCUGACCGAAACCCGACCCCACAGAGAGACCAGCCUGUUGUCCAGUGACCACGCACGUUCAGAGAACGUUCAGAGUCUCGUCCCUAAAGACCGCGUUCCCAAGGACAGUCUCGUCCCUAAAGACCGCGUUCCCAAGGACAGUCUCGUCCCUAAAGACCAGGUUCCCAGGGACAGUCUCGUCCCUAAAGACCAGGUUCCCAGGGACAGUCUCGUCCCUAAAGACCAGGUUCCCAGGGACAGUCUCGUCCCUAAAGACCAGGUUCCCAGGGACGGUCUCGUCCCUAAAGACCGCGUUCCCAGGGACGGUCUCGUCCCUAAAGACCACGUUCCCAGGGACAGUCUCGUCCCUAAAGACCAGGUUCCCAGGGACGGUCUCGUCCCUAAAGACCGCGUUCCCAGGGACAGUCUCGUCCCUAAAGACCGCGUUCCCAGGGACAACCCCCACAGAAGGAAGGUGGGAGGUGCUCCUAAAGAGCGGAGGAGCGUGUCUCGGGAGCGGCCCGCCACCAGUAGGAAGGUGUGUGUGAGCGGUGUGAGUGUGAGUCGCUGGGGAAGGAGAGACAGGGCUCCCAACAGCAGAGCAGCACCUCCCCCUGGCCGAGCUGGGGACUGCAGCAUCACUGAACUGCUGUCUGCUCAACACGGGGUAGUAUUGGGGACUCCAGUUGGUGGUAACAGACUCCACCUGUCCUCUCUGCUGGUCAACCUCACUCCUGAGACUCACACCUGGAGUCGCCUCAAAGCUGCCCUCUCCCUACACAGGAAGACCAAAGCGUUCCUGACUCCGAAGAGGCCUCUCUACCUGCUGUCCUCUCCUGAGGCGGAGCUAGGGGUGGGGCUAGAGGUGGGGCUAGAGGCGGAGCUAGGUGAUGUCAGUCAAAAACUGUUCUCCACGCCCCGCCCACCAAACCUCCGCUCAACGAUACGGGGGAGCACUCCUCUGAGUGUGUGUUCGUUAGACGGAGAGCUCUCUGAUGACCAGAAGGUGUUUUCGGAGUGUAACCAGACAGGACCUCUGGGCUUCCAGGACUGUCUCCCAGCAGCCAGGAUGAAGCUCUGUAGGAAGAUCGGAGAGGGGACCUUCGGAGAGGUCUUCAGUACCACCAACACCUCUGGAGACGCCGUCGCUCUCAAGAUUAUCCCAGUAGAAGGAUGUGACCAGGUGAAUGGAGAGGAACAGAAAACCUUUGGAGAAAUCCUCCACGAGAUAAUCAUCUCCAAGGAGCUGAGCAGUCUAAAGGAGAAGAAACACAACCAGACCACUGGCUUCAUCGGACUGAAGGAUCUCCACUGUGUGCAGGGCUGCUACCCUCCAAGCCUGCUAAAAGCCUGGGACUCCUUCAACACACAGAGAGGAUCAGAGAAUGACCGGCCAGAUUUCUUCAAUGAGGAGCAGCUGUUUCUGAUCCUGGAGUUCGAGUUUGGAGGCAGUGACCUGGAGAACAGUAAUGGACAGCUGGCGUCGGUGAUGGUGGCUAAGAGUAUCCUCCAUCAGGUGACUGCAGCUCUGGCUGUGGCUGAACAGGAGCUCUGCUUUGAACACAGUAACAAGUGGGGUGACUACCAGCCCCACUCCAAUGUGUUGCAGGCUCCAUUACCUGAGCUCCAAGCUGCUGACUAUGACCUAUAA
Messenger RNA from Oncorhynchus masou masou (cherry salmon), 3531 nucleotides. RefSeq lists its product as uncharacterized. The record is from RefSeq and is a predicted model, not a curated record. The transcript is spliced from 15 exons. Gene Ontology annotation, molecular function: histone H3T3 kinase activity; ATP binding. Gene Ontology annotation, cellular component: cytoplasm; nucleus. Lineage: Eukaryota; Metazoa; Chordata; Actinopteri; Salmoniformes; Salmonidae. Bases 463 to 3531 code for a protein of 1022 amino acids. Gene Ontology annotation, biological process: intracellular signal transduction; protein phosphorylation; mitotic cell cycle.